UGGUGAGGUUUCGGCCGGGAAGUGCGAUCGAUACGUGCAUGUAGUAGUGGACGAUGUUGUCUGCCCGAAAAGCGGUUAGUAUCCUAGGACGAAGAGGGCGAUUUGCAGCCCUGAGGACAAGCGUCUGUGAGCUGCAUUCAUUGAUUCAACGACGAACGGUUGUAAUUUGUUGCCCGAGGUAAGUUUGAUGCAGAUAGGUGGCGACCGCCAUGCAUGAUUCGAUCACUGGACGUUCUUGCACAUUUAGACUUCGAUAUUGCAUGAAUAAUCUUUAGCUUAUAUGCGAGCGUAGAUGUCAGCAAAUAUAUACGUAGAUCUGAUUUUAUUUAGUUAAACUAUUAAAAAUCUGAGAUAAGAUUAAGAUCGUUGGGUUUUUGUGCGAGAUGUUUUGGUGGUAAUUGGACUACAUAUUUAAGCUUAGUCGACCGUACCGUGCCUAUACAGUUCCGAUUAUAUAAGAGGUGAGCUUGGGUGCACGCAGUUGUGAAAUGUUUCUUCGAAUAUUUAAUUUGAUCUGGUAAGAUUCCCGUACAGUCCCAUACAUUUAUCAUGCAUUGUUUCAAUUCCAAUUCAUAUUUGUGCGAAAACCUGUGAAGUUGCUGCAUGCACAGUAAAUGUAGGGGGUUGUACGGAAAUCUUACCCCCUAGCAAAUCUCAUGACUUCGGGCUAUAUGUGUGUUAUGAUCUAUUUUGUUUACAUGUAGAGGCCCUUCAAAUGAUCCAGCCAGGCCAACCAAAAAGUGGCAGAGAUAGACUGCCACACUCACGGCAUACAGCUGUACAUAUAUAUCCCCUACUCUUUAGAAUAGUGUGUGGGUUCUUUAAUAGGGACCUUAAGCAAAGACGUUUUUGAGCGAUGCACGUCAACCAGAAGUGAGGCCUUCUCCCUUUUUAUAUGCCUUGAUGCUAACAAACUUGUAUUGCUGAGUUUCUUUUCUCUUUUAAAAGACGAUUUACCCGAGAGUUUCAACCAAGCCGCUCCCCAAUAAUGCAAAGAGUCCACUUCCGGUUGACAUCCGUCACUCAAAAAUGCUGUUGCUUAAGCUCCCUAAUGUCCCACACAAUUUAAGUGGGCCAAGGUUGUGAGGCGGGAUCUACAGUUAAUCCAAGAAGAUUAGAGAGUCUUAGAACCAGGGCUCGAAAAAAGUCCCAUCUGUUAGUCUUGGACAAGUAGAUUUUUUUGCUGGGCAACUAACUUUUAAUACUUACUUGCACAAUGGGCAAUUAUUAACCCUUUAAACCCUAAGAUCAAAAACUGAAUUCUCAUUUGUUGCCCCUAUUCAUCUCCCACAGAAGUAAUGGUGAGAAAUUGAUAAAAAUAAUAAUAUCAAGCAAAUUCAUCUUGUGCGAUCAUGUCUAUAAUUCUCAUGACCACUCUGUUUUGCAAAGCAUUGCUAUUACAAGGAGAAAUUUGAUGCUGAUCACUCUCAGGGUUUAAAGGGUUAAAGGUCCAGGCAAGUAAUCCUUUGACAAGAUCAUUAGCUAAGACAAACAAGAAGUGACCCCAGGCAAGCAAAAUGUGCAAACUUCUUGCCUAAAUGACAAGCUGGAGUUCAAAUUUAUUUGAGUUUGAGUGGGAGAGGGAGGGGGGUGGGGUGGGUGCUUAUCCAAGACUUGGCGCUUAUUUGAAUAAAUACAGUAGUUAAGACCCUUAGUGUGAGUGUGGGUCUGGCCAGGCUCUGAACCCAUAGCCUUCUGCUCAGUAGACUGGCAAUCAACCAUGGAUCCAUAAUAACCACAGUCUCUGGUCACAUUUGUAAAUCUCUUAAUGCUGCUGAAGGUACAUAAAGAUAUUACCAGAGAUGCAGACUUAUUUUGAUUUUUUUAUGUAAAUCAGUCAAUUUUUAGUAAAAGAUAUCUCCACGAUAGAAUUUUUUUAAAGGUUACAUAAUGUAUAAAUUUCUUCUUUUAGGUAUUCAACUGGCUCUAGACAGGUGUUAUCUUCAAAUCUUUCAAGAUAUGGCUUUCGGUGGCUCAGCUCAGAAAGUGAGUUUUCGUGAGUUAAUUGACAGUGUGCAGGGUUGGACACUUAAUUUUGAGAGCACUCGCCAUUCGGGCGAGUAACCCUCAAAAUGCACUCGCCCGGAUAAGUUUUCACUCGCCCAUUUUUUGGACAAUUUGGAGUAUAAAACUUUGCCAUACAGAUAUGGACUAUGGUAAGUUUGUGUUUAGAGAUUUCUCGGCAAAACAGAAUAUAAAAAACAUCGUUUAUUUUGCAAUUUAAUCAAUUUCUUGGCGAUGAAAAAUCGCACUCGCCAAACGGGCGAGUGAUCUGUGAUUUGCACUCGCCCGACACUUUUGACACUCGCCUGGGCGAGCAGGCGAGCGCUAAUGUCCAACCCUGAGUGUGGUUGUGUGGAAAUACAUGCAGAUCUCUUCCAGUGGGUCUAGGAGGCCAGUUGAUCUAAGGGUUAAGUUAGAACCAUUAACUUGUCACUGGAAUAAAUGUGAAUAAAGCAGUUCUCCUGAUAUGGGUCUAAAUUUCUUCACUGUAACUAGCGUACAGGUAUGUGUCUGCAUCACGUCUGAGUUGACACUUCCCUCUGACCUGCACUAUAGGGUUAAUUAUGGGUUUGUGAAGUGUCAUGCUAACUUGAAGGUCUUUGGAUUGCAACGCUUUAAACCCCAAUAUCCACAUACAAAUUCUCCCGCCUGAUCUCCAUACAUUUGCUUAAAAAGCUUGUUGAGAGUUUGAUAGAAGAUCAAAACACUUUCCCUUUGGUGAUCAUUUUAUUAAAUUUAUUCUUACCAGUAGACCAAAAGAACUCCCCAGCUGUUUAAUUUCCCCCUUCUAAUAAUAUUGAUUUACCCAGCAACUUGAGUGGCAGCUCCGAUCUGGUCCAGCUAUAAGUGAAACAACUUUAACAGUACUUUCAGUUGUUGCCACUGAUUUUUUAAUACUUGUUUAAACUAUUCACAGUCCCCUAUUUUUCUGUAAGAUUAUUAAAAUCAAGCACUUUGGACAAUUGCUGGCUCUCUUGAUUUCAAAUGUUUCAAGUCUAGCCUGGGAUGAGUGUCAAAUCUGCUUAGGGGAUGAGCAACGGUUUGGGAGGAGGCAAGAAAAAUAGAAAUUUGCCUCUCUGCCACUACUGUAUAAACCCCCGAUGCUGAUCCCCUUUGUACAUAUGAAACCAUGAUGGCUGCCCAUAACUCAUAGCUCUCAAACUUGAUGAUAUUAUGGGGAAAUAAGGGGAAAUACUCAUCAUUAUCUCAUGAGUCAAUUUCUAAUAAAAUUCAUACAUUCCCUCUUUAAUAACAGGUCUCCCUCCUCACACAAAUGUACCAUUACCAGCACUCUCUCCCACAAUGGAGAUGGGGACAAUUGUCAGCUGGGAAAAACAGGAAGGUGAUGAGUUAAGUGAAGGAGAUCUUUUAGCUCAGAUUGAAACAGACAAGGCCACAAUGGACUUUGAGACCCCUGAGGAAGGCUUUCUGGCCAAGAUUUUAAUUCCCGCAGGAAGUAAGGAUAUUCCUAUUGGCAAACUGCUCUGUAUAAUUGUGGAAAAUAAAGAUGAUGUUGAUGCAUUCAAAAACUAUGUUCCUGAAGAAGAUGGACCAGCUUCAGUAAGUAGUGCAAUCAGUAUUUUUUUUUCUUCCGGCUCGCAGAUUCAACAUACUGAUUGUAAAGCAUGCUCCCUUGUCCCCUGUUUUCUUAUGAAAGUACAGUCAUUUAAAGACUAUUUUCAAUUCAGGUGUAAUAUUGUUGGCACUUUUAGCACUGGAUAUAGUUAUAAUAUGCUUUUACAUUUUCUGUACCUCAUGAUCACCUUUCUUCAAAUGCUAAUAAUAAAACCAGCUUAAGUGUGAUGUCAUGAAACCAAAGGACAGUGUACGUAUAAAAUAAUUUUGAGAGAUUCAGAAUAUAGAUAGUCUACACCAAGUAACCCACUAUCUGAUUAAAAAGAUCAUAGUAAGUAAGUAAGUAAAGCCUUUAUUUAAAGAGGGUAGCACCUAAUAGCCAAAGGCUAAUAAAGUUGUGGCCCUCAUAAAAUACACAACUAUUUACAAUGUAAUAAAUAUUGUAAGCUAAAAUAUAUAAACAUUUAAAAUAAAACAAGAUUCCAUUUUUUAUAUUAAAAAAAAAAAAAGUAGUGUCAUUGAGUAACUUAUAAGUAAGUGUCAUUGUUUCUUCAUAAUUAUUUAUCUAUUUUUUUUUGUUUUCAGGAGAAACCUGCUGAGGCCACCACUCCACCCCCUCCUCCACCACCUCCUCCAGCUUCAUCUGCAGCCCCGCCCCCUCCCCCACCUAUGACUUCUGCCUCUCCACCCCCUCCUCCCCCACCUGCAGCUGGUGGGAGAGUGUUUGCCAGUCCAUUGGCAAAGAAGAUUGCAAGGGAAAAAGGCAUUGAAUUGGCUGUAAGUAUUUACUUUUCUUUCCUCUUUAGGGAAUUUUUUCAGUUAUUUAACUAAAAACCGCGAAUCAAGCUACACUGUAAAUGGGAGGAGUAAGGCCCCUAAUGACUUAUGAUGUGAUCAUGUAACACUUUCCUUUUGUUUGAUUGUGAUUUACAUUCAAUUUGAAUGGAAAAGGAAAUGGUUAUAAUUAAUCUAUAUAUAAUCUAAUCUAAAUGUAACCAAAAAUGUUUCAAGAUUGCUGGUGAGAUUGUGAUGUAAGAACACUGUUCUUGUACUAUUUCUUUGGAACACAUCUUACUGUCUAUAGUGGACAAAGCAAAACAUUUCUGUCAGUGCUAAGGUUGUCUGUAUCUGUUUCUAGGCUCUUCAGGGUAGUGGUCCCGGUGGCCGAGUGGUGGCGCAAGAUGUUACUGUGGCAACACCUGCUGUUGCAGCAGUGGCACCCACUCCUGUGGUUGCGCCUGGUGAGUUUUGAUUGGCUAGAAUGUGUUGUGUUUAGCAGACCAGGGUUGUCAGAAAGUUUUGAAGUAGACGGCUGAGUUGUCAAAGUAAGCGGCCAGUCCAGGGAUAUUUUAUUUUAAAAAAAGCCAUCCUUAAAGAAAUGCUAAGCAGAGUAGCUGGCUGAUACUAACCAAGUAGGCGGCGAUUUUCACCGGCAGCCGGCUACUUUUGACAACCCUGGCAAACUCUCAGCUUUUUGUUUGUUUGUUUGAACUUCUAUGCUAUUUCUUCAAUGUUCAUACCAUUUUAUGACUUCAUAACACGGUGAUGACACUGUUGUACUAUUAAUGUCAUUUACAAACAUGAAAAGAAAUAAAGCAAGUACAAAUGAUAGUUAUGAAACUGCUCAUUUUUCAUCAUUGACCUUGAAUGUGAAAAUCCUUUUAUUGUUUUACAGGAGCAGAUUUUACCGAUAUUCCUCUUACAAAUGUCAGGAAGGUGGGUUUAAUAAGCAAGUGUUCUCAUUAAGGGAUGUCAAUAGUGAGUGGGUAGAUACAAAUAGUAGGCAGAGAAUUGAACUGUUACAAAGUCCUUUUGCAUUUAUUUUCCCUAUUAAAGUUUCUUCUGAAUAUAACGAGGGAUACUUAUGGUAGCCAGGGUAAUUCCCAGCCCUGAAGACAGCUAUAGACCGCUCAAGUCUUUCCACUUAUCAUUUCAUCAAAUUAAAGCUUGAGAAACUAGUGAGUGAGUAUAUGAAAGUAGUCCUCAGUAGCCUGCUAGAAAUCUCUCUGGGUUACUUUGGUGGCGGGGCAAACCAUUUUUUGCCCUCCUGCAAGAGCUCCCUGGAGAGCUUGCUAGCAGGCUACGACAACAGUAAUUAUAUCAAAAGUAUUGAUAAUUUUUCUUCUCUUAAACUGUAUUGCUAGGUCAUCGCUAAACGGCUCUUGGAAUCCAAGCAAACUAUUCCUCAUUAUUACCUUUCAGUGGAUAUCCAAGUGGAUGAUUUGUUAGAGUGAGUUUAUUUCUCUGUUUACUGAUAAUAAUUUUACAGUGCAAAAGUUGUUUUAUUUUUAUUAUUGCAUUUGACAGCCACCUAUAAGAAUCAGCCUACUGAUUAAAUAAAACCUGUUGGCCAAAAUUUGACAUUUAAAAUUACUGUAAAUCCUCUAUUAAGGCCCCUGAGAUGCCUAUUUUUUUUCAUGCACAUUUCAUGGGGCCUAGUAGGGACAGGCCAGGGGCUUGAGAGGGGGGGCUUGUCAUAAAGAGCUAGAACAUAUUUAGUGGAAAACCUCAAGCACAUGUAGUUGGAAGUCACGCAGCGAGAGAUCAAGAACAAAUAUGAACUUCCGGCAUAUGAAUAGCCAGACCGGAUCAGUCUAUGUCAUGUGCCUUAGAGUAAUUCAGUCUAUCAUUUAUUAAGGAGGGAAGUGGGGGGGGGGGGGGCUUAAAAAAGGGGGUUAUUAACAUUGUUCCCCUGAAAGUGGUGGCUUAUUAGAGAGGGGGGUUAUUUUUGAGGGGUGGGGGGCCUAAUAGAGAAUUUAUAGUAUAGAUUUGGGUCGUAUUCUUAUUUGAAAUCAGCAAGAAUUAAAUCAGGGAUAUUAGAGCAGGGUGUAUUUGGUCCAAUUUUUCAGCCGGUCAAAAAUUUGUCUGGCACCAUAUGAUCGGAGCCCCCUUUUGCCAAAUUUUUUAUACUCAAGUGAUUUUCCUUUUUCAGAGUCCGAAAGCAGCUGAAUCUGGAUUCAAAUGGUGCAUACAAAUUGUCAGUGAAUGACUUUGUCCUUAAGGCCUGCGCUCUAGCUUGUAAAAAAGUUCCCGAGGCAAACUCUUCGUGGAUGACAGACUUCAUAAGACAGUAAGUUUAUCUCCGGAAAUGAAAUAAUUUUUAUAUCCUUCUCUUUCCCGGGGGAAGCAUGGUCGAGUGGUCAGUGCGUCAGACUCACAAUCCGGUGCUCCUCUGUUCAAGUCCCACUCUGGCCACUUGCUGGAUUUGUGCUCGGUCGUCCCGAGUUUAAAUCCUCGGCCAAGCUUGUAAAUAGCCAACUGGUUGCCUCCUGCCAGUUGGGGCUUUUAAUGCUUUUAUGUUACAUUUGAAUUAUUUGUUUCUAAGUAUUUGAUUGGAGUGCCUGUAAACUAGCUGGAUAAGCUAAGUGCACUUCCCUCUAUUGACAAGCCUUUAAACCUUUUUUAACUUUUUUUCCUUUCUACAGCGUCCCUAAAUAUUGGGCCACAAGAAACUGGCUUGAGUUCCCUUUGACGCAAUAAUAAAGUGAUACAAAGUUGACUUGUACCCCUAUCUAUUUGAAGCUGACAACCAACCCUUUAACUCCAUAAUUUUCUUAUGGUAUUAAUGAAGAGCAUACCCUUUUGCAGACACAAUAACGUUGACAUUAGUGUAGCUGUCAGUACGGAAUCAGGACUUAUUACACCGAUUGUCUUCAAUGCAGAUAAAAAGGUACUGUACUAAAAUGAUACACAUUUAUAUUCUGUGCUGCAUGGUAAAAAUGGUGUACACAAUACUAAUUCAGCUGAGCUUAUUGUUCAAAGAAACGCUGUGAUUAUACUCGAUGGGUGUAAAAAUUUUACCCAAAUCACCUUUAGAACAAAAAGGCUAUCUCAUUUUGUUGCUGACGUCUUGAAAGCAAUACGAACAGUUAGUAAUUUUUUUUUUCGGAAAACGUGUUGAUACAUUAUGCUACCACUCAAACUCAACUUUCUCCACUGUUUAUUUUAAACUUUGUCCAAUUACCUCUGUCAGGGUUUACAAGACAUAAGUGCUGACACCAAUGCUCUAGCAGAGAAAGCGAGGGAUAACAAACUUCAACCUCAUGAAUUCCAAGGAGGAACAAUAACAGUAUCAAAUCUCGGCAUGUACGGAGUCAAGAACUUUUCUGCAAUCAUAAACCCACCUCAAGUAAGUGUGCAAAUGUGCGGUAUUUAUCAUGAACAUGCUGGGAAAACCUGAAAUUCCGGUUGAAAAGUCAGACCAGGUACACACGAAUCCGGAAAUUGAUGAACCCGCAUAUUUUUUUUUUAACCGGAUUGAGUUUCUCUCCUCCGCAAGGGCCUCUUUAUUUGUACGGAGGCUACGAAGAGGGAAAAUGAUCGCGUGCGGGGGACGUUCCCGUGCUAAUCUCUUUCACAGCCGCUCGGGCCGGAGUCACACAAUGGGGGCGGGGAACAUUGCGUGACUCCGGCCUUAGCGGCUGCGAAGGAAACUAUUCCUGCGCUUGCUGUUUUUUUGUUAUUAUUACUGCUACAACGGUUACUCAAGGAUCGGUGUUUUACAAGUGACAAAAUUCCUUAAAGAGUAAACUCCAUGAUACAUUUUCGUUAGUCGUUUUGUUUGGACGUGCUUCAAACCAUCAUCAUCACGGCCCUGUUUUAGACUAGUAGCAUUUCGUCCAGAUGGUAGUCCUGCCGAGCCUCCACUACUCUGGGUACCACAGGCUUUUUUUUUCUUGCAGACGGCCGAAUCCGUUGGUGUCGGCUAAAAGCCGAAGCCACGAUCAGCGGGAAGUCUGGUGGGGCGGGGUUCUCAACAAAGUUUAAGUCUCACACUGGAAGGGUGCAACCUCUUACCCCAGCUAUGUACCAUUUUUGAUAGCGAAGGUACCCCUUUUUGUAUCUCUUCCAUUGACAAAUACCUAGUUUAGAACGUCUUUUCAUCCCUUUUAACCGCUGUAGAUGCACUAUCUUUAGAAUAUGAAAAAGUCACAAAACCAAUACAUUUUUCGACUUUUUCAGAGCCAUAAUUUCUUCUAUUAGCCCUCUUAGGCCCGAUUCAGACGCCGGACCUAAUUCGAAUUAAGGCCGACCCAAACUAUUAAGAACGGCUGAAUUGAUUCAGACGCUGACCUUAAUUGCAGCUGAAAUAAAUUCCGAAAACAAGAAAAAUGCUCAUUUCGGUCAAACUGCCUACAAAAUACGUUAUAAUAGUUUAUGCAUUAGCUUUGGUACAUGAAAAUUUUGGCGUCUGAAUCAAAGCCGUUCCAAAGUCGCUCCAAAGGCGAAAUUCCCGACCGGGCUAGGCGAAAAGAGCGACUGAGCCGUUCCAAAUUGAAACAGGCGUUCCUAACUGAUUCAGACGCCGAACGUUCCAUGCACUUAAUUCAAUUUAUUAGGUUCGGCUCAUGAAAAGUGCGGCGUCUGAACCGGGCCUUGGGUCUUUUUGCAGACGGAAAGACAGAUUACCCUACCAUUUUAUAUUCUUCAACUAGUGAAAUCCCAAUCUCGUUCCCAGGUUCUCUAUCAGGUUUGUGAAAUCCCAACCCUUUCAUAUACCAGAAGCCUGGAAAAGGUACCCCUUUCGGGAGAAGCAUUCCCGUAUAGGCCAUUAUAGGGAGUACCCCCCGGGGGCGAAAAGUCUCGAGCAUAUAGGGUAAGCCUCGACUCGAUUGACUGAAAGAGUCUGCUCGCAGACUUACCCGGUUAAAGCAACGAAGGCUGUCUUUUGAUGAUAUAAACAAGCUCCAGUACAUAGAUACAGUGCAUUACCCGUCCGUUGUCGUUUUUCCCUUUUCAUAGGCCUGCAUAUUGGCAGUAGGAAAAGCAGAGAAGCAAGUCAUAGUAGAUGAAAAUAGCGAAAAAGGGUAAGUUGGUUAAACAUGUUUAUAGCUUUCAAGAAAGUUUUAUCGUGAUUCAGCUUGCGCUAGAGGCUCAUCUGCGGCUCAGGAAUCAGGUACAUAAUCCUUAACGCAACUCAGGGAACCCAUGAAAACUGACCCUUUUUGUUUUUGCUUUGGAAUAGCCGCCAGCUAAUAAGAAGUUGUUGUUGUUGCUCACCCCAGUCAAUGUCGGGGACUCUCGCCGAUCUCGUUCCCAUUAGAGCUCGCGUGUUUUAUGCGCGCACGCUUUGCACGUCUGUUACUCAUCUGACUACAAUUCUCAAACGCUCGGCCAAUAACUAAAAGUUUCCCAUUGCACAGCGGCAAGAAGUUAUUCAGGCCAAUCACACUUCGUGCUGAAAUUGAAAUAAACCAAUCACAUCUCGAAGCAAACACAUGUAGCUGUUGUCAAUCGCGGGCAACUGCAUGUGACCAUUUUUUUUCUUCUGAUUGGUCAAGUUUUUGACACAUCAGAAGUUAAACAUUUUCCCGCGCUUGACGAUAGCUGCAUGGAUUUGCUUCGUGAUGUGAUUGGUUGAACUCAAUUUCUUUGAAAGGCCAAUAGCCAAUCGCAAUUGUAUCGACCAGUCCGUGUGCUGAUAAUCUGUCUUCUUAUUCUCAACAGUUACACCACUGGAACAGUCAUGUCUGUUACUCUCAGCUGCGAUCACCGAGUUGUAGAUGGCGCCGUUGGAGCGCAGUGGCUGUCCGCUUUCAAAAACUAUCUAGAAAAACCCCUUACAAUGUUGUUGUAAAAUACGACUUAAAUAGAGCCUAUCGUAGUUCUUCUGAAUUUUUAUUUCAACUCGGGUAGAAAAAUUGUUAAAACUGCUGGAAAGAGAGCCUUAAAAUAGAAAACCGUGUGUCUUGUUUAUAAGAGAUGAAGUAGGUAAAUUUAUUUUUUGUAUGUUUGUAUUUUUACAGACGUAUACGUGAUGUUAGGACUUUUUUCUGUUCGUUUUCCGUAGUUCGUGCCUUUAGAAAGCAAGCACUUACAAAUUCUCUAGGCCUUAUCCGUUGUUUUUACGAUGUUUUGAAGUCCAUAUUUGCAAGGUCUUCAUAUUUUAGGUAACUCUUUCUAGCUGUACUAAUGGUCUCUCUGGUCGAAACAAACAUUAACAAUUUAGGGAAAAAUACCAUGAGACGCUGUGUUCAACCGGACGGGUAAUCCUCGAAUGAAAAAUGAUUAAGGUUUACGGCAGCCUUCUGUGGGCGCAAAAGAUGCUAAGACCUAUACGUUAGAGAGGUUUGACAUGAUUACUGUGUCGAUACUGUGGUGUUUGGGAACAAAGUUGAAAUGCUUGAAGUGGAAAGCAAGACAGUCUAUCGCGAUUGAUAAGUUUAAUCAACCAAAUGUGUAUAUUUUUAACCAGAUUUGGGCAGAACAAAUAAACAUAAAAAAUGCCUUGAAAUGUGGCUUGCUGACA
Molecule: messenger RNA, 10828 nt
Organism: Porites lobata
Lineage: Eukaryota; Metazoa; Cnidaria; Anthozoa; Scleractinia; Poritidae
Source: the annotation of a GenBank genome assembly